Messenger RNA from Marchantia polymorpha subsp. ruderalis, 3573 nucleotides. Lineage: Eukaryota; Viridiplantae; Streptophyta; Marchantiopsida; Marchantiales; Marchantiaceae. The record is from the annotation of a GenBank genome assembly.
CCCUGCCGUGCCUUCUUCCGGGUUCAGUAGCACAGUACAGUCGUUUAGUUCGUGAGCGACUCGCCAGCUCCGGAAUGCACGUGCAGGACACAGCAGACAGUCUCGGCUCGGCUCGGCUCGCGUUGGCCGAGAGUGAGGUGAGCUCAGCUCACUCACUGCCUGGUGCUGCUGCUUCUUGUUGCUGGGGCGUCGUCGUCGUCGUCGUCGAGCGAGACGAAUUGGAGCCGUGAUGCGCGACGGGGAGAGUGUGCUCGGGGUGUCGGUGGCUGGGAGGAGCGGGAGUCCUGCGGAGCGACCUCGAGUGCGUGAACAUUGCUGCUGCUGCUGCUGCUGCCGUGCCUCGUGCCUGGCAGCGUCUCGUCAUGGGCCUCGGGAGACCGCGCUCGCGCGCGACCGGGGCGUCGAUCUUCAGGAGGGCAUCAUCGCGUGAGGCUUCUGGGCCUUUAGCUGCAGCUUCUCUUGUGAGCCAAUUGGGUGCUGUUCGUUCUCUCGCUGGCCGUGGAGGAGCUCAUCCGGAGCUUCUUCUCGUCGGGAUGAUUGUUUCCAGCUGUGGGGUGGUAGCUCGGAGUCUCGGAGCAGCAGGGGCCGGGGCCGGGAAUGUGUUUUGUCGUCAUGCUCGUGGCUUGUGUUCACUUCGGAGUUGUUCUGGAGCCACUGGAUCCGUCGAUUGUGCGACUGUCCCCCGGCGAGAGCUGCUGCGGCCGCAGAGAGUGCACUCGGAGGCAGCUGGAGCUGGAGUUGCAAGACUCACAAUCGCGCCAGAGCUCGUCGAGCAGGGGGGCACCGAAGUGAUUGGGCCCCGAGCAGCAGCUUACGGCCGAAGGGCAUUAGGCCCAGCUCCUCUUCUGAGCCAGUUGCCCGCUUCUCGUCCCUUCCUUGGCAGUGGAGCUCAUCCGGCUGCUCACCCUGCUGGCGAUGCGAGGGUUGUUUCUAACUGUUAUCGCUAUCUCGGAAGCAGUGACAAGAAUGCGUUGUAUCAUCACGGUUGCGGCUUUGCUCCAUUCCGAAGAUGUUACGGAACGAGUGGAUCGAGCGAUUCUUUCUCGGCCUCGGGUCGCCCGCUUCCCAGGGAGAAGGUGGACUGUGUUGUAAUUGGGGCUGGAGUUGUGGGUCUCGCCAUCGCCAGAGAGCUCGCCAGGCAGGGCAGAGAAGUGAUCGUUCUCGAAGCAGCUGACGCCAUAGGAACGGGCACAAGUUCCCGCAACAGCGAGGUGAUCCAUGCUGGCAUAUAUUACCCCCGCGGCUCUCUCAAGGCCACGCUUUGUGUAGCCGGCAAGCAUGCUUUGUACACCUACUGCAAAGAAAGGGACAUUCCUCAUAAAAAUGUGGGUAAGCUGAUUGUGGCGACUGGAGCAGGUCAGUCUGCAGUUCUUGAAAGGAUUCUUGUGCAUGGAACCGAGAAUGGUGUAGUUGAUCUGCGAAUGAUGAGCGGGGAAGAAGCAAUGAGAAUGGAGCCUUCCCUUCGAUGCACACAAGCGCUUUUCUCACCCUCCACAGGAAUUGUGGAUAGUCAUGCUUUCAUGACCGCCCUACAGACAGACGGCGAAGAGAAGGGAAUGACCUUAGCCUUUAACACAACAGUGUGCAGAGGUUCGGUGGUCUCUGACGAGAUUGAACUUGUAGUGAGAGAAUCUUCUUUGCCCAGCUCGCAAGACAACGAGCAAUUGCUACUAUCUGCAAAGGUGGUUGUCAAUGCCGCCGGUUUGUAUGCCCAGUCUGUGGCGAGACAGAUGCAAGGGGUGCCAUCGAACACCAUUCCUCAGGGUUAUUAUGCCAAAGGUUGUUAUUUUCAUCUUUCAGGUUACAGCAAGCCUCCUUUCAGCCACUUAAUAUAUCCCGUCCCGGAAGAAGGAGGUAUUGGAGUGCAUGUUACCAUGGACUUGGGUGGGCAAACAAGGUUCGGUCCCGACGUCGAUUGGCUUCCACAUCUCGACGACAACGAAUUAUAUCACCCAGCACGGUUCGAUUAUCAAGUUGAUCCAAGAAGAGGCGACCGAUUUUACUCGGAGGUUCGAAAGUACUUUCCAGCUCUUCCUGAUGAAUCUCUACAACCGGGAUACUCUGGAAUUCGUCCCAAGCUUUCGGGAAAGGGACAGCCACCAACAGACUUUGUCAUUCAGGUUCAAAGAAAUAUUCUCCUCUGUAUCAAUUCUGUCCGUCUCUCAUACCGGGUUGAAAUUUGACUUUCUCUUAUGCUUCAUUUGCUUUGGUCGUCGUCAUCCCGGUUGCAUAUAGUUAUUUUCUCAGGACGGUGGAUUACAGUAUGCUAUGAUUUCGCUUCUUUUUGCUCUCUACUCUCCAUUUCUAUUCGCUGAAAUCUGGCCAUUUGCUCAUGAAACAAUAAACGGACGAUUUGAUUCCUACCGAAACCAUCUCAGCCGUAGCUUUGAGGAGUUUUUCCUGGAAAAACUCCUCAAAGCUACGGCUGAUAAAAGCGAUUCGCUCGUCACGAGAAGCAGACGGAGUCCUACUUAAGUGUCGAGUGAGCUUGACAUGUGCAUGGACGCACAUGUCGAGCUCCCACCAGGGAGCUCAACGGAGGAGUGUGCGUAUCUCUAUCCCUCGGAGAAGCUCGAACGUCUGGGGCCGAAGCUCGCAUGGGAUCCCAGGACUCAUCCAGCUCUUCGGGAUCGAGUCCCCGGGGCUCACCUCCUCCCUUGCCAUAGCGCGAUUUGUAGGCGACCUGGUGGCCGACGAGCGUAAGGGCUAACGGGGUCGGGGCUACCGUUUGCUUGCCGUGACAUGUAAUUGAUCAGCGUGGGUACAAAGUGGGGCCAUAGCUAGAGAGAGAGAGAGAGAGCAGUCAUAGGAAAGUUGCUUCCCUUGCGCCAUGCUCAGCAGUAAAAGAAAAAAAGAGAGAGGAAAAAUAUUACAGCGGGUUUCUAGUGGUACAGGAACGGAGCGUGAUGUACCAGUGCAGUGCUUGCCCUAACGUAGGGUCAACGCUAGGAUCGAUUUUUGUAUAAAGUACACCGUGCAGGUCCUGCAGGCAAAAUCUUGCAUAAAAAAUCCCAGGCGCGCAUGAAAUCGAGAUUAUAAUAUUCCCCCGCCUGCCUUGUCCUCUUGACGAGGCGGUCAAGUGCACACAAUUUAUCCUUGCGAAGGGAUACGGUCAAGAGUCAGAUCGCAGGCAUCACCCGGUGCCGCAUCUUAGUGUAAUGUAAUGUAUAUUCGUUUUUGAAUGCAGCUAAGUGAAAAGGGAUCGUUUUGCCGUGGGGUAAUCGGAGAGGAGAGCAUGUAUGCCGAGGUAGGGCAACGGGACGUGACCCCGGCCGUGCCUGGCUAGGGAAUGUCGAUCAUGUGGGUGAUGUAAGUCAGUGCCUCCCUCCGGGGUAAUCUCGUAGUUGACCUAAUGACGUCCUUUAAGCUGCGCAAUCUAUUCACGUGCUGAGGUCAGACAGAAAACAGUGUUGUCUUGAAACCGAAUGGCGACAAGAAACAGCGGUCGACUGCCGAACCUGCCUUUUAUCGCCAGAGCUCUCGAGCAGCGAAAAGUGUGACCUGCUGCCUUCUGACGGCGGAGGAGUGUGGCAUCAAUCUCCACUUUUUAGGGAUGUCCAACGAGAAACUACA